Eurytemora carolleeae is the source of this 660-nucleotide messenger RNA. RefSeq lists its product as uncharacterized. NCBI's taxonomy places the organism in Eukaryota, Metazoa, Arthropoda, Copepoda, Calanoida, Temoridae. The transcript has 4 exons. The coding region runs from base 141 to 527 and encodes 128 amino acids. The record is from RefSeq and is a predicted model, not a curated record.
UCCUGAGAGCAUUUUAAAAUUGCAAACAUUUGUUUUGAAUGUAAAAAUGUGCAAAAUGUCAAUAUAACGCACAAACUGCUCGCAGCAUGGCUUUUUAAAAUAAGAAAUGGAAGAGUUUAAACAAAAAUGAUAUUUUUUAAAUGUUUAGAAUGUCUAGUGGAUCAGAUAAUCUACUGUCUGUAAACUCAGACAGAUAUUUGUCAGACUUAUCAGAUAGCAGUAGAUUGUCAGAUGGUGAGAACAGGUUGGGGUUUGACAGAUCACCUUCCAGUGGUCAACGGUCAUAUGUACGGUCACCUCUUAGCUGUACACCUUCGGACCGGUCACCAGGCGGAAACUCAUUUGACCGGUCUACAGGCGGACAUUCAUUUGACCGGUCACCUGCCGGUCAUUCCUUUGACCUUCAAAAUAGUCGGGUCCUUCGGGAUUUUGCUUCCAGUGCCCCUGAAGACCACAAUACGCCUGAAUCCAUCUGUGCCAUGUCAAGGGAUAUAUCGGAGGAAAACGUGUCAGGGAGUACUGGCUAAAAAUUACGCUUACAGCCGCCAUCUUUGUUGCCCAGCAGCGACAAUAGUGUAUAGUGGUCAUUUUUUAAACUAAACAUUGAAAACAUAAAAUAUAUUCCAAUGUAGAAAUCUAAAAUCUAAGAAUAUUAAAUUA